Molecule: messenger RNA, 421 nt
Organism: Verticillium alfalfae VaMs.102
Lineage: Eukaryota; Fungi; Ascomycota; Sordariomycetes; Glomerellales; Plectosphaerellaceae
Exons: 2
Source: RefSeq, a predicted model, not a curated record
GUUUCACACUAAUAAGGAGCAGCAAGCCCCAGCCUGUGACAACCUGUGCAGUACCCAGGUAGUCCAGACGUCGGUCAAUCGUACACGCCAGGUACUAGAUGAUGGCACUUACACGCAUCGCCUCCAUCAUUGCUACAGCCUUGACUGGCUUAACCAUCAUUCCAGCCCUCGUGUUUACUUUGCUAUCGUUUCGUCUGAAAAAUUUUCAAAAAAGAACCAACGAAGCCAUGGGUAUUCUUUCUACGAGCGGCUCUUGUCACGUAUUCACUGUGGACAAUCCUAUACACCGCAGCUCGCGGCUACGAGAUUGAGCAUCUCGACAACAGGGACCCCGACACAGAUUGGCGACGGAACAUAUAUCUUACAGCACCUAUCCUCGCGCAGAUAUCGACAUGGAUGCUCCUGAUCGCUCAGUCAUUAC